This is a messenger RNA of Hibiscus syriacus, 942 nucleotides long. Its product is annotated as TNF receptor-associated factor homolog 1a-like. The transcript has 6 exons. NCBI's taxonomy places the organism in Eukaryota, Viridiplantae, Streptophyta, Magnoliopsida, Malvales, Malvaceae. Gene Ontology annotation, molecular function: protein binding. Bases 7 to 942 code for a protein of 311 amino acids. The record is from RefSeq and is a predicted model, not a curated record.
UUUCUGAUGGAGGAUAACUCCCAACAACUUGGAAUAAGAAGAACUACAAGAGACUUCCCACCAGCUCAUUUCUUAUUUAAAGUAGAAGGCUUCUCGUGGUUGGCCAAGACAGGCGUUGAGAAGUAUGAUUCUGAUGUUUUUGAAGCUUCUGGUCAAAAAUGGAGAUUAUCGUUAUAUCAAAAUGGAGACAGUAAAAGCAAUGGAAAUGGGUUCAUCUCCCUUUACUUGGUAAUUGAAGAAACAGAAAUUUUACCUAUCACUUGGGAAGUCAAUGUCAGCUUCAGGUUAUUUGUGCUUGACCAAAUCCGUGACAAGUACUUAACCAUCGAAGAUGACAAUGGGGCAGUGAAGAGGUUUCAUUGGAUGAAGACCGAAUGGGGGUUUGCUCAAUUGAUCUCCAUCGAGACAUUUAGUGAAACAGCUAACGGCUACCUCAUUGACGAUUGUUGCGUAUUCGGGGCUGAGGUGUUUGUAGUGGAACGGAAUUGUAGAUGGGAAAGCCUUUCCAUGGUUAAACAGCCUAACGAUAACACCAUCAUUUUCAAGAUGGAAAAGUUCUCCAAAUUAGACAGGAAGUAUUAUGAAUCUUCGGUUCACACCAUCGGGGACUUGAAAUGGAAAUUGAAGGUAUAUCCGAAGGGAAAUGUGAAGUUCAAGGGGAAAGAACUGUCUGUGUUCCUAGAGUUGGUUGAGGCUGAUAAGCUUCCUCCCAAGAGGAAAGUAUAUGCAGAGUACAAGCUACAAGUAAGGAACCAAAUCAACGAUAAUCACAUGCAAUUUUCAGUUGAACGUUGGUUCAGUGCAACAAGUGUAAAUUGGGGUUAUCCACAGUUCAUGCCGCUAAAGCUUCUUCACGAACCAUCCAAGAGUUGCAUCGUCUCUGAUACUUUGAUUGUUGAAGCAGAAAUUACCAUCGUCUCUAAAGUCAAGCGUUUCUCAUAA